AUGCCCACAGGGAGCUGUCUCUGCGGCAAGAUACAAAUCGCUUACACUGGCAGCCCUGCAUAUACGGCGCUCUGCUACUGCCAUGACGACCGUAAGAUCAACAACUUCACUGUUUAUCAGGUCCCGAAGAAGAACUUCUCCGUAACGCAGGGGGAGCCAAAGGUGUACACGAAGACAUCGGAUCACGGAAAUGACAUCAACAACCAUUUCUGCUCCACAUGCGGCACAACUCUUUUCCGAACGGGCGGCGAGCCAACAAUGAAGGACAACGUGGGCCUACGAGCCGGCGUACUGGAUGACCAAAGCAUCCUGGAUAAGCCACCCGCAAUAGAAGUAUAUGUCGAGAGACGACCACGGUGGAUCAAGCCGAUAGAGGGCGCUAUCCAACUGAACAGAAAUUAUGAGUUGGUAUCCUACUGGAGCUUAUGGGGGGUCUUGAUCGGAAGGGCUAAGCUUGCUUUCUUGAGCAUUUGGCCGUUCUAG
Molecule: messenger RNA, 483 nt
Organism: Diaporthe amygdali
Lineage: Eukaryota; Fungi; Ascomycota; Sordariomycetes; Diaporthales; Diaporthaceae
Exons: 4
Coding region: 1-483 (160 amino acids)
Molecular function (GO): carbon-sulfur lyase activity
Source: RefSeq, a predicted model, not a curated record